Messenger RNA from Amyelois transitella, 8335 nucleotides. RefSeq lists its product as uncharacterized. The transcript has 12 exons. Gene Ontology annotation, biological process: positive regulation of protein ubiquitination; SCF-dependent proteasomal ubiquitin-dependent protein catabolic process. Gene Ontology annotation, molecular function: protein binding. The record is from RefSeq and is a predicted model, not a curated record. Gene Ontology annotation, cellular component: SCF ubiquitin ligase complex. Bases 165 to 1541 code for a protein of 458 amino acids. NCBI's taxonomy places the organism in Eukaryota, Metazoa, Arthropoda, Insecta, Lepidoptera, Pyralidae.
AAUCAUCCAGUUUCAAUAUUUUGCGCGAUUAUAUUUUUCGAGUGACAAUGGACGAUUAUAUUACGAACUAAGACUUUCUCUUUGUUAAUUUAGUUAAUUAUCGAUGUUUAUAACAACCAAAUUGAAUACUGACACUUUUGCGAAAGAACGGACCUAUACAGUCCAUGAUGUCACUUGGGUGGGACAGCCUGCCACUUCUUCCACUUAGGUGCAUACUCCAGCAUCUUAGCACGGAGGAUGCUCUGGCGGCCAUGUCGACUUGCCGGCACUGGCGCAAUGCCCUUUUGCUGUAUGAGGGACAUAAGAAAACUUUGAAGUUGAAAGUGAAUUACCUAGAAAGGAAUAUGUUCCUCGCGAGACUGUUUAGAAAAAACAUUGAACAGCUUCAUAUCUAUCUGGAGUGCACCGAGGGACAAUUGGAGAAAUUCCAAGAUUACGUGCUGCCACAGUUUUUUGAUGCAGUGAAGCUCCAAGAAAUAAUAUUCAUAGGGCCAAGUUAUAUGCGGCUAAGUCAAUAUGUACCCUUUAAGUUAAAACGAAUAAUAACGGAAAGUCUAGUCUUCAAACACAUACACAGCCUGAAGAAACUGGCAUUUAUUGGCUGCAAUGUGGCCGCAGUGACGGACGAAAGCGAAAGAUAUACACACAGACACGUCGAACAUUACUCUCGACCAUUGUUGUUCAGCAGUUCUCCGGCAGACGCCAUUUUGGCCAGGAGCAAUGUGGACGCCAUGUUGUUUUCCUCAUUACAACACAUAAUCGUGGAGUAUGACCAAGUGACAACAGAGGCGAUCGAGUCUCUCGCGCGACUCAACUCGUUGCGCAACUUAUCGCUCAACUUAAUUGGCGAACGUAACUUGACCCUGCGGCCGAUACGCUGGCAUAGGAUCAGAGAGGUCUUUGGUGGUCGGUUGAACGUCGCCGUUAAUAUUAUAUCCUUGCCAUCAAAAAAGUUUAAAGACGUGAUAGAAAAUGUUCUAGUCGAAGGAUUACCUUUAGUUUCGCUGAAGGUUUUAUAUUGUAAAAUGAUAAGCGUUCCUGUGUUGGAGCACCUAGUCCAGGUGUUCAGGGGAUGCUUACAGGAGCUGGUGUGGGCGGACUGCCCCGCCAACACCGAGCAGAGGACUUUCGUCAAGGGGUGGCAUAAUGUGACGUGUGAAGUGAAUCCGUUCAUAAUGUUGUGCUGGCAAUGCACAAGUCUCCGGAGGCUGGCCGUGCACGGCUACUGGUUCUGGCAGUACGACGUCGUGGGGUUCGUCCGAAUGUGCAGUUCCCUCAGGAUCCUGGAGAUAUCGUCCGUGUACGACCGCCCCGAGCGGCUCUCCGUCAGCCAGUACGGGACUUCCGCUCUGCGGGUGCUGGUCGGGGAUUUACAUCUCAACCCCGAUAUGAAAUAUAUCAAUCAAGUGAACGAGUACGCGAACUUCAAAUACCAGCCUCUAUCCUGGUCGUCGCUUCCCGCGGGACUCCGCGCCCGCGCCUCGGCCCGGAAGCGAACCGAAUACAUCCUGCAGGAAGUGGCCUCGACGGGCGUCACGUAAGUGGAGGGGGAGUAUCGCGCGGGGGAUUGGGGUCAGAAGGGGGAUUGGUGGCAGCGGUGGGAUAGCGGCGAGCGGUGUACUCUUGCCCAUUUUUAUUUUUCUCCUUUAGAUACGUAACCAGGGUAAAACUAGGUUUCGAUAAAUUUGUGUUACAUUUUUUACGGUGAGAUAUUUAAAUCCGCAAUUCUCAAACUCCGCAUUGAUUGUGUGUCGAUGUGGAUAAGUAGAUGUAUGGAAGAAUUCGAAUAAUACACAUGUGAGGACGAUAAUAUUUGCAAUAAUUUUAUACCCUGGUUAGGACAAAUCUUAAACAUUUCAACAGUAUGUCUAACUAUAACUUCUCUCUUGUUUAUAAUUUUGUCUAGCAUAUUAUCUUAUUCGCCAGAGUACAAAGCGAGCCGACAAAAUAUCAACAACAUAUUAUUAGUUGAGUAUUUAAGUACUUGUAUUUUUUUAAAUAUUGAAGUAAAAGUCACAAAAUAGACUUCUAGCGUUGACCGCUGAUUAUACUAUAGUCUUCUUGAUGAUUGAAAUUUCAUGCCAAAACUGUGAUAAAGGAAUGACUUCACCAAAUAUUAUAAUUAUGUCACCUUAGAAUUUUAAAACUAAGAAAAAUCAACAAGGUGAAUUAUCAAUUGAGCAUAGGAAAUAUUAUUUAUUACGGUGAAAAUACAGAUGUAGUAAUGUGUUUUGCUACAUAGCUUGCAUUAACAUGAGGGUAAGGCAGAGACUAUAUGUUUCCAAUUAAAAGGAAGAUUGCGUUAUUAAAAAAAACAUAUAUUUUUGUAUAAAUAUAAGUACUUAUAGAUUCAACAAUUGUUCUUCCAUCAUUUGUAAGAUCUUUCUUCAAGAAGGUCGACACAAAAAUCGAUUUUGACAAAAACGUCGACGAAACCGUAUUAUAUUGACUUUGAUGACGUUUUAUAUAAAAUUAUAGUGUCAAAAUUAUCACGCUAUAUAAAAUAUGAAUAUGUACUUAUAUAUAUGAAUAUAAUCGUAAGGAUAGUCAUUUAGUGCAGUGGUGGCAGCCAAGUUCUGGAUAUUUAUGGUUUUAAUGUUUUAAACAUUAUUUACGUUUGUCCAAGACUGUAUUUUUACGAUUAUAUUCAAUUUUUGUCAUUUUAUCAGCCUAGUGAAAUAUAUGACAUCGCAUAUAAAGCAUUACAUGCUUUAAUCGGAUAUAAAUGUAUGCAAUAAUAUUUUAAAAUAUUUGCAAUAACCACACUAAAAUGUGACUGUUGCGGAAUGAGCAAUAAGAAAAUUACAUCGAUUGUUGAAACAUAUUGCAAAUAUUAUAAAAAAUUUAAGCCAGUUUCAGAAAAUUUUUUGAUCAAACUCUGAAACUAUAAGCUUAUAACAUCAUUGAUGAUAUUAAUAAUCUACUAUUAUAAAUAUUAAAUUACAUCUAAAUUUAGAGAAAAUGAAAAACUUGCAUCUGUUCUUUGUAGUAAUUCUUUUUUAAUGGGAUAAAUUAAAUAUACAUAAAAUUAAAUUUCCAAAUAUUCUUCGUGAAAUAUUAUAUCUUCGCAAAUCUUAAUAAGGAGAAUCAAAUAUUUCAAUUGGGAAAUAUUUAUAGUACUCGAAUAUAUUCUAUAGCGCUGAGCAGAUGCAAAUAGAAUAUUUAAGUAGUUCAUAAAUCUACAUAAUAUUUACACAGGUUGCAGGACAGUAUAACAGUGUUGUAAAAUUAAAAUAAAACAUUGCAAGGAUUUCUUUAGCACCGAACAUUUUAAAUUUGUACAAAAUCGAAUGCCCAAUGUUAGUGGUAGGCAACCUGUGUAAAUAUCUUAGAUUUACAUUUGCGCAAUGAUUUCUUUUAAUACGCAAUAAUUUAGAUUUAAUAAGAAUAUAUUCAACAUAAUUCUCCUAUUUUAUAGUUGUUAAUUUCUUAUUGAGACAUAAAUGGUUAAAUUAUAAUGCGUAUUAUCUAAGUGGUAUUGGGUUCUAGAUAUGUAAUUCUUAAAUAAUAUUAAAGUACACAAAUAUUAUUCAUUCCAUUUAAAUGUGAUCAAAAAUAAAUAUGAAAUUUCUCAAAUUAAUCUGAUUAAAUUUAAUUCGCUAAAAAUUAUAUAUAGUUGAUCACGCGUGGGAAUCAGCAAUCGAUGGCCUAAAGUUAUUUUAUAUUUGUUGCAAUUUGAACGUUGUAUUUUGACCUAAAGUUUUAAUAUUUGUACAACCUUUAAAAAGAAUCUGAGCAAUUGGUAAAGUUCCUGACUCAUGCGUUUUCAAAACACAUUAAGUUUAUUUACAAUUCAAAAAUACAUAAAUAUUUAUAUCGAAAUAACAUAUUGAAUCUAAUAUUUUCAUCUAGAUGUUUUAUCACGCGUUUGUAAAUAGCUUAAAAAUGUUUUCUCUAUAAAACAAAUGUAUAUAAUUAAAAAAAAAAGAGCAAAACAAAGAAAACUCGCACCAAAAUAUAAUAACGUGUUAUGUAGCCCACCUUACAAAAACUAACAUCGCUUGAUCCGCAGGUGGAAUAAGACGUAGCAUAGAGAAACGCCGAAUAAUAUGUUUACUGGCAACAUUUCUCAAGUCGCGAAUUUAUCAUGUAGUUGUAAUAAAUGCAAUGUUACUUUUGUACCUAAAUCAAUGAAAGACUGACGUCGGACACUUUACUAUUAUAUGAUAACAUUUUGAUAAAAUUACAGAUCUUUCAUCAUCGACAAUAAAUAAACUAAUAAUACUUUAUUUCAUACUGAACUAAAUUUUAAUUUUGAUAACUGAUUUUAAACUUUUGCUUAUAAUUAGUGUGAUUUUGAUUAUUGAACAUAUGUAUUUUGGGGAAACAAACCUUGUGAAUAUUUUAGUUUGCAAAAGACAAUAUAAUGACAUUUGUUGUCAUAAUUUAACAAAAUUGUCUUUCGAUGGCAGGACUGUAAUUACGAUUAAAAAAUACACGGAAGUGUAUUGAGACAAGUCACGGGGAAAUUAAAAAAAAUCCCCCAGUCAAAAUCUUAGUGUUCGAUGUCAAAUUAAACAUCUAGUCAAGGGGCCGCUGAGAAAUUUGUAAAUAACUAAAAGACGCGGUCUUCGAAUGGACAUUGCACAAAAUAAUUGACAAAGUAUUACAAAUACAUAAUUUAUAUCAACUUUAUAGCUUUAAGGGAACAAUCUCGCGAUACUGUAUCAAAUACAGUGUUAACAAGUGCCACUGCUAGCAAAUUAUAAGAACGUUUAUACCAACGAGUAGAUUUAGGCGACACGAUGCAGUAAGGAGAGUUUUAAAAAUCUUAACAGGCAUUUGUCUGUCAGAAUAUUGUAUCGCUUUAUUUUAUUAUAUUUAUUAUAUGAACAUAUAAUUGCUGUAAGAUUUCGGUUGUUAUUAUAAUUUUUAAAAACUUUAUAUUGCGUUAAUACUUAUUUUUAAUAUUUAGCAUUUUACAAGUUGGAAACGAACGACACAGACCAUAAAUUUAGAAAAAAAUGCGUGACGAAAACAAAAAAUGUACUUUUCUGCAAUGAAUACUGACAAAGAAUUGUAUAUUUAUAUUGAAAGUCCAGUCAAACACGUAGGGAGAAGGCACGGUUUUAAAACAUUUUCCGCGAGGAAGAACUUUAGCAGCUUAUUCAUAUUUUUUUUUUUUUUUUUUUGUAAAGUCCUCAUCGUAACUCUUUCAAUAUUACAAAUGUAAACACUUCUUUACUGAAGAGCUGCUAUUUGAAAUGAAAUUUGUGUUUUCAACUUGGGGCGCAAUACUGUUUUAACGCGGCUCUGUCCUUAAUUUUAAUACGAGUUACAUAGUUUUACAUAUUCUAAUAUUGCCAAAAAUAACGGACUUUACGCCUUACAUUAAUCGUUUUAGAUUCCUUUGGUAAUUCCUUCGGAAAUCGUGUUUGGUGUUUACGAAACUUUAAAAACAUUCGCUUUUCUAGCUGACAGGCCAUAAAACAUGGUAAAACAAAUAGAGAUCGGAUAGUCCUAGCGUGAUAGUCUUUGUGGUUUGACUGAGCUUAUAUUUAGGGAUGAGUCUCAUUAGAGCGGCUCCAUCCGUGCUGCAUGUACGAGUAUUAUAACGCCAAGUGUUAUAAAAUCAGGUAACGCGUGCGCACAAUAACAAUAACCUUUGUGUCGAUGGAGUGAGAGCUAACAAAACACGGAUCUAUACACUGUGUUAUCAGUUGUUUCAUAAAUAAAUUCACUUCCUGUGCCCCGGUCCGUGCCACGUCAGACGCCCCGGGCACGGCUUGUUCUAAUGAGACUCGCCCCUUAGAAUACUGUUAAAUUAUUUUUCAAUUAAACCGUAUGAUACAUGUUCCGUCCCCACGCACUGUUGCAUUUGAACCAGACUGAAAAUUGCUUACCCUUUAUAGUGCAACUAGAUCAACUGAAAUAUACGAAAUGUCACUUUUUAAAAAAAACACCGGUUAUCAUGACGUUAGACUUACUUAGUUACUUUUAGCGCAUAAAUAUAUUUAUAUUAAACAAUAUAUAUAUAUCUUACGUUGAUAUUUCGCACGAAUUCUGUUUAUUAUAAGUUACUAGACAAAGCAAAUUCUUGACAAGAUUAUAAAAUUUGAAUAACUUGUAAACACAAAUUAAAACAUCGUAAUUAAUUGAUAUACAUAGUUGGUAGCGAAUAUUUCUCAGGUCUGUAUAACUUCGCAUUAUAUUCCGAUUAAUAUGAAAAAAAGUAACGGAAAAAAUGCUAUUGAAUUAAAAUAUUAAUUUGUAUGAAAAAAGAUCUAUUUCACGUAUGAUUACUUUUCGAUUAAUCGACAUCAAUUCCAGUAAAAAAUAUAUAAUAUACAUAUCAAAACACGGGAUUUGUGUUCUAUGACCACUAUAUUGAAAGUGUAAUAACCAGUUUUAUAAAUUAUAAAAUGGAUCCCGUAUUAUUAUUUACGUCAAAACAUACUUAUUUAAUUUUACUUAAUUAUUUUUAAAAGACGUUUCAAAUAAUUGAGAUACUAUAUUACUUAAGAUUUAAAUGUUAAUAAAACAGAAAUCUCAAAACAGAGUCACGCACAAACAUUGUAAUUUAAGAGUAAAGAUGCAGACACUCAAACAUGCCUUUAAGCAAAUUGAUCAAUAUUGUUGCUAAUUCAAACUAGAUCCAUAGUAUUUUCAACUUUAGAUAUUAAAAUCCCUAAUAGAAGGGCUAAUAUAAAAUAUAUGAUGCUUCAAACCCUUAGUAGUAAGAACUCCUUAGAUUAGAACUUGUUAUUCACAAAAAUAUAUAAUAUUAUAAAAGAAUCUUAAAAAUAAUUUCCUUAAAAUAUUUUUAUGACAUUUAUAAGAAGUUCGACGUGAGUGAACUCAUAUUAUGUAAGGCAACGAAGAGACUUACCAACAACAUUCCCUGAGACUGAGAAACGAAUAGAAGAGGCUAAGAGAUCAAAUUACAACUUAAAAUAACAAAAUAAUCGUAAGAGGUAAAACUAUAUUGAAUCAAAACUAAUGAAAAUAAUGUAUUUAAUUUAUAUUGUGAUAAAGCGAAUACAACCAGUCUUAAAACUGGGCAUCAUUCCCGCCUCUUAAAUAUCGCUUUCUUUAUGUUUAACUUUGUCCUAAUGAAUAUUACAAAUGCUUACAUUUUCGGUUAAAAUUUCACCAGGUUAAACUUGCUUCUCAUUAAAAUAGCGACUGCUUUUUAACUGCAGAACACAUUUUCAAUACAAAUGUUCUUUUUUUUUUUAAUUUAUUACCAUUUCCUAUAUCUGAAAUUGUUCCAAUAUAUAAACUGUAUUUGUGAUAUUCUUUAGGACAGAGUAAGAAGAACAGUUUUUACCACCUAAGACUUCAAUAAGGCUGUGAAUCCACUCGAAUUCGGUUUGGCUAUUGUUGUGGCAAAGAUAUCAUCUGUGUUAGAAAAUCGAACGAAUUUAUAUCAUAUAAAAGGACGAUACUUCCUACAAUUGCAAAAAUAAACAACUAUUUAAAUUUAUAUUAUUAAAUACUAGUCCUUGUGAUGAAAGAAUGUUGUUCGUCCAUAAUUUAAUUUUAUUAUUCAGAAAAAAGAAAUUAUGAACGAAUAAAUUAGUACUUGGUUGAACCGAAUUGCCUAGAAUUAGACCAAAAUCGUUGUACUUAUCCAUCUUAAUAGUGAUAAAUAAAGGGAAUGGGAAAAAGAGAAAAUCUUCUCUUGAGUGAUAAGUUAGAACAACUGUGUGAGUAAUGGUCCACUUAAAAAUCUUUUUAUUAUUUAUCAUUUAAGUAAAAAAAUCUACUUAUAGAAUGAAGGUUAGUGUAAGUGGACCUUAAUAUUUAUGAAACUUUUUGAGAGUUUAUUUGCGUUUUAAGAUCUGAAUAAAUUUUAUUUUUUAAAUGUUAUCAAAAAUAAAACUUUUGUUUGAGUGUUGUGCCCAUUUCUUAUUAUUAGCGGCAAUGAUAAUAUUCUUGUGUAAAGAGCAUUAUUAAACUAUAUAUAUUUAUAUUAGUAGUUGUUUGUCAGACAGUCCACUCAGAAGUGUAAUAGCAUGUAGCUUUUGCAUUAUAGAUUCAUUUAAAAUCGUUAUAGUGUCAUCAUUUUUGUGUACAAUAUUCUUGCCUUGGAUACUCUAAAUGUAUUAGUGAAAAAUACAUGUGUUUUUAAAUAUUCAAAUUUUGAAAUUCGCUAUUAAAAUAUUGUUUCCCUCAACUAUCUUUAUUGUUUCUCAUUAUAAAAUAUUGUACUAGAGAUUUAUAAAUGUUUAACUAUAAAUAUAUAUUGAUUGAUGUGUUGAUUCACGAUUAAAUUUCCUUUGAAUUCUAUUUUCCUUAAAAAUUAAUAGAAUAUUGAUAUCUGAAUAUAAUACAAAUAAAUAUGAUUUUCUAAAUUAAUCAAUAUUUAGGCCGACAAUUCGUUUUUUUCGAA